AUGCGACUAAUCAACACGAGUACCUACACCUUCGAGGAGUUCAUCGGUCGUGAUAUCCCCCCGUAUGCCAUACUAUCCCACACAUGGGAAACCGAAGAAAUUACUUACCAGGACUACACUAAUGAUGCUUGCCGACACCUCAAAGGCUUUGCAAAGGUUAUGAAGACACUUGAGAUAGCUGAAGCGAGUGGCAUCAGAUAUGCGUGGGUAGAUACGUGUUGCAUAGACAAGAGAAGUAGCGCGGAGCUCACUGAAGCCAUCAACUCCAUGUACUUGUGGUACCAGCGCAGCGAAGUCUGCUAUGCCUUCUUGUCCGAUCUCGAGGCUGAUGCAGAUCUUCAGGCAGACCUGCCACAUUGUCGUUGGUUUACUCGUGGUUGGACACUACAGGAGUUUAUUGCGCCUCGCACUGUAUACUUCUACGAUUGCGAUUGGCAAUAUAGGGGAUCGAAGGAGAGUCUAUCUACCGUACUGUGCCAGAUCUCGGGCAUAGAAAGGGAUAUCCUCUUACAUCAACGUUCACUCCAUUCGAUAUGCGUUGCCCAAAAGAUGUCAUGGGCCUCUUCUCGACAUACAACGCGGAUUGAAGAUACGGCGUAUUCAUUACUCGGCUUAUUUGGCGUCAACAUGCCACUACUUUACGGUGAGGAGGAGCGUGCAUUCCUCAGAUUACAAGAGGAGAUCAUCAAGUCGUCCUCUGAUCUCAGCAUGCUCGCGUGGGCGGACUCUACAAACCAAGGCAUCAGAGAUCAUAGCUCGGAAUUAUCCUGUGGCGUCCUGGCAGAUAGCCCUGCUCAAUUCUCCAUGGCUGGGUCGAUAUAUGGAUCAUUGGGUGUCGACUACAUAGGAGAGUCUUCAGUCACCAAUCGGGGUAUAAGAUUA
Molecule: messenger RNA, 882 nt
Organism: Bipolaris oryzae ATCC 44560
Lineage: Eukaryota; Fungi; Ascomycota; Dothideomycetes; Pleosporales; Pleosporaceae
Exons: 2
Source: RefSeq, a predicted model, not a curated record